Phasianus colchicus (ring-necked pheasant) is the source of this 4350-nucleotide messenger RNA. Lineage: Eukaryota; Metazoa; Chordata; Aves; Galliformes; Phasianidae. The record is from RefSeq and is a predicted model, not a curated record.
GGAGAAGGAAAAGUCAGUUAGCAAGUGAGCACAGAGUGCACGUGGUGCUAUUUUUCAGUACACUUGAUCCAGAUGACAAAGUGGAAGUAUCAAGAUUGUGCAACUUAGAAUCCUUAAUCAAAAGCAUAUCUUCAUUCUUACCAAGGAGCCUGCAUCCGAUUGUUCAGAUGCUGAGUACUCUCUCCUGUGUGUACCAUACAAAAAAUGAAAUAAUUCAUUGGGCUUUUAAAUCACUUCUGAAUUAAUGAUUUGAAAAUAGCAACUAUCCAAACUAACCAGCAGCUGUGGUAUCUUUUAUUGGUUUAGAACUAUACUGUUGAACAGUAUAUUCAAAUGAAAUUAAGUAACAUUAUUUUAUUAAAGAACUGAAAUUACAUAAUCCUUCCAGUGACAGUAAUUCCAGUGACCAGUAAGGAAGGUACUGCUCACACACAUACCUCCACAGGAUUGUUUUCAUGGCUCUGGCCCACUGCACGUGGUUUAAAACACCAAACUAUAGUCCAGAAAGGAACUGAUUCAGGAGAGUUCUGAGGUGAUGUUUUUAUGGAAUACAACAAGCUACAUACCUUAGUAUUCUAUUCUGCAACGACCACACACAUAAGGAAGAGGCUUUCCUUGCACAAACACAGGCUGUUCCUAUCUAGGUCACUCCUGCAAACAUUAGCUCACUCUUACCAUAGACAAAGUAACAGUUUUUUUCUGUUUUCCCAGAGUUGUACUUCCUGGACUCAGCACAUCAGAUCAGAUAAUGCAGCUCUGUUAGCGUGGGACGUGGGUCAUAAAUGUUUUCAAAGUAACAUAAUAACUUCAGUUGCUCUAAACAAACUUUAAGCCUGUGCAUCCCGGAGAGAGAUGAACUGCUGGUGAAUGGCACCACGCUCAGAACAGCUUGGAUUUCCCUUGGCAGUGACACAUGGCCCUGGAGAGUCACCUGGAGGCAGAGAUGCUGGUCAUGCUGAAGCCCCGAGCUCUGCCCGUCCAACGAACGCUAUCAGGGGCUGCUGGGUGACGUGUAAAAGCGAUGGGCAGAAUGUGCUCCACUGCUGACAGCACAGCGAGAGCUUCUGACUAACAGUUUAAAAUGAGAGAAGAUAGAAGGAAGAGUUUAAAAUGCACUGCAUGCUGUUCAUUCUUGUGAGCUGGAAGAUUCCAUGUUGUGUGUAAUCCAACAGAAACAGUCUACCAGCUACUGCCACGUUUUCAUCUAUUGGUAAACAUCAGCUGCUGGUUGCUCUUAUGGGAGGAGGAUUGAAUUACUUCCAGAUGGAGAGUUCUUUCAGCCAAUUUAAAGCUUUCCAGCUGAUGUAAGACAGCAGGUAGAAAAAGAAUGGAAUAGAACACAUGAAGAGGCAUCUAAAGUUGAUUUUCAUACAGGAUGUUAUUUGGAGGACCAAAUACACUUUUGAAGACCACUGGAUAUGAAAGAUUAAUCACAUGAUAUUUUUCUUCCCUCCACGUACUGUUCCCUACGAAGUCAGUGUUGCUUUGUGUUAAGGACAGACAGUUUUGUUCUGUCAGUAUGUCGACUGUGACAAGUGCUGAGACGCCGGAGGAACCUAAUCCUCCUCUCCUUGAAGAAAAGCCAAAGGGAAAAUCACUAUUUAAUUUGGGUUCGCUCUUUGCUAACAGGAGUGAAAAAUUUGUAAUUGCUAGGAGUGAUAGCGUGCCAGAAGAGAACGUUCUGAAAAUAACUAUCACAGAGACUACGGUCAUUGAGUCAGACUUGGGCAUCUGGAACUCUCAUGCUCUCAUCUACCUCACUUUGUGGUUUUUCUUCAGCUUUUGCACUCUUUUUCUUAACAAAUACAUCCUUUCCUUACUGGAAGGAGAGCCCAGCAUGCUAGGUGCUGUUCAAAUGCUUUCAACCACCUUUAUUGGCUGUAUAAAAAUGUUUGUUCCAUGCUGCUUGUACCAGCACAAAACACGCAUCUCUUACCCACCCAAUUUCAUCAUGAUAAUGCUGUUUGUUGGACUGAUGAGAUUUGCAACAGUGGUCCUAGGGCUCGUCAGCUUGAAAAAUGUGGCAGUUUCAUUUGCAGAGACAGUUAAAAGUUCCGCACCUAUUUUUACUGUUAUCAUGUCUCGGAUGAUAUUAGGGGAAUACACUGGAUUGCUGGUUAAUCUCUCUCUCAUUCCAGUUAUGGGUGGGCUAGCUCUGUGUACAGCUACUGAAAUCAGUUUCAACAUUCUAGGUUUCUCGGCAGCUUUAUCUACUAAUAUAAUGGACUGUUUGCAGAAUGUCUUUUCCAAAAAAUUACUCAGUGGAGAUAAAUACAGAUUUUCGGCCCCAGAGCUUCAGUUCUAUACAAGUGCUGCUGCAGUGGUUAUGCUUAUUCCAGCUUGGAUAUUUUUCAUGGAUGUUCCAGUGAUUGGGAAAAGUGGAAGGAGUUUUAGCUACAACCAAGAUGUAGUUGUACUUCUCUUAAUAGAUGGAGUCUUGUUCCACCUGCAAAGUGUUACAGCCUAUGCUCUGAUGGGAAAAAUUUCUCCUGUGACUUUCAGUGUUGCCAGUACUGUGAAGCACGCACUGUCAAUCUGGCUAAGUAUUAUUGUGUUUGGUAACAAAAUCACAAGCCUCUCAGCCAUUGGGACUGUUCUAGUGACGGUGGGAGUUCUGCUUUAUAACAAGGCAAAGCAGCAUCAGCAGGAAACCAUACACAGCCUGGCAGCUGCAGCCCCACAGCCUGCACCAAGUACAGCUGAAGAUACUGAGCCACUGAUUGCCAAGGAUUUGAAACCAUAUGAUUGAUACGGCCACUUAUUCUUACAACAUAGUGCAACUCAAAGGGACUCUUCCCAGAAGUGAUUGUUUCUGCAACUGUUGACGCUGAUGUGGUUCCUUUGAGUUUCACAGCAAGUCAGGCCUGGGACUUGAAGCAGAGAGAGAAUGAUGACGAGAACCCAGGAAGCCUUGAUUUUCAGAGAAACUGAAACAGCAGAGGGCCUGGUGUUAUUUAAUGUGGUGAACGUGGGCUUUUUGAUCUCGUGACUGCGAAAAAACCACACAAGCCUAUAUUAGAGAAAGAACUUUGGUGUCUUGUAGGAAAAUUACUACUUCCUCCUUGCCCAAGAAAAAAAUGUGAAAACUUUGGCCCGUCACUGUAUUUGGCUUUCUUGCAGUGGAAUGAAAUUUCAAAGUGUUAGUUACUGUAUGGUGCAUCCUCCAUUAUCUGUUUGUGUUGCAGAGCUGGAAGAAGGAACCCCUCCCUUCCCCCAGCUCAUGUCUCAGCAAAUGGCUUAUUUUGGUAAAGCCCUCGUUGAAGUAAACUACAGACAUGAGUGCAUGUCUCAAAGCACAAUGAGCCACUAUUUCCAACUACAAAACUAGCAGUAGAUAGUCUUUUUUUUUUUUUUCUGAAACUCAAAAGGGAAAUAUUUCAUCCUGGUUAUGUAUUUACAGUAUUGAAAUGCAAAUGCACAGACAGUUGCACUGUGUAAACAGUGCUGAAGUACAUAUUUGCAGUUGCUUGCAGAUUAUCACCAAAAUCUGUGAUUUUGGUGUGAUAAGUCAGGAUAUCUGUAUUUCUAUCAGAAACCAUUUUAAUAUCUGAAUUUCCUGCAUUUUGUUAUGUGUUUUUUAACGAGGAAGUGAGCUUUUAUUUUGUAGCAUUGUUUGUAGGACUGCAACAAAAAUACUGCCUUUCAGAAACUCAGGGUUAUUACCCUAUGUACAAAGUAUUUCUGACAUUUCCAGUUAUGUAAGGAAUGUUGGGGGUAUCUGACAAAGCUGGAAGGGGACCAUGAGCUGAGGCUAAUCUGAGAAUUCUUCCUUUUUUGGAGAAGUUACAUUUCAUGGCUGACGGAGGUUAAAAGCCAACUUCUUGCCUUCCCUUUAAGGAAACCUGAAAUUUUAUUCAUUCGUUUUUGCAAGUAGAGCACAUGUAUCUACAGAACCCAUCACGUGGGCUUUUUGAUAACAAAAUUAACAAAAUGAGCUGAUUUUUAAUAAUUUCCUGUUUUGAAAGAGUGUAGCUUGGUGUUAAAAGCCUGCAUUUAAGUGUUCUUUAGGGUAAAAUACAAUUUCUAAUAGGAAGUUGCAUGGGGAGUUCUUAGGACAUUUCAGCUCCUGCUCACGCUUCCUAUGUGAGGUAUUCCAUUAGCAUGAAUUCCUGUGGAAGGCAAACGUGUCCCCAGGGCAGGCUGUGUGGGGGAGCCUGGCCUCAGGUUCAGUUUGAGCAGCAGCUGCCUGGUGUUGCCUGGCAGUACUUCAGGUUUACCCCUGGCUGUGGAUAUUUGCUUUGAGCAGAAGGGAAAUGUCCAUUUUUCAUCAUUGUGUGAUGUCUGUUCUGUUGUGUGGGUUUUUUGGUUGUUUUUGUUUUUGUUUUUUUUUUUGGUGCGUUGUCACUGCUC